Molecule: messenger RNA, 1189 nt
Organism: Solanum pennellii
Lineage: Eukaryota; Viridiplantae; Streptophyta; Magnoliopsida; Solanales; Solanaceae
Product: GDSL esterase/lipase EXL3-like
Exons: 5
Coding region: 121-1188 (355 amino acids)
Cellular component (GO): extracellular region
Molecular function (GO): hydrolase activity, acting on ester bonds
Source: RefSeq, a predicted model, not a curated record
ACGUACCCGACUUAAUCAUAUACUAAAAUCGAACAUUUCAAAGCUUUCUCUUUGUUGUUAUUCUUGAAAAAGAAAGUGUCUAAAUUAAUAAAUUUGAGCAACAUAAUAGCUUAUAAUAUAAUGUUUUAUAGUAUCAUGGUUAUAUUCUUCAUUUCUUUUUUGUUACUAUUUAUAAAUUGUUGUGAAGGGAAAGUGCAAUUACCAAAUAACAUGGUAGUAAAAGCAGUAUUUGCAUUUGGAGAUUCAAUAGUUGAUCAAGGAAGUAAUAAUUAUGUAUCAACUAUAGUAAAGUGUAAUUUUCCACCUUAUGGUAAAGACUUUAACGGUGGAUUGCCCACCGGAAGAUUCAGCAACGGCAAGACGCCGCCAGAUUUAAUAGUUGAAGAAUUGGGGAUAAAAGAUUUUGUGCCAGCUUAUUUAGAUCCAAAUUUGAAAAUUGAAGAUCUCAUAACUGGAGUAAGCUUUGCAUCUGGUGGUUGUGGAUAUGACCCUCUUACAGCUACCAUCGUGUCAGCUAUACCUCUAUCAACACAAUUAAAUCAGUUUAAAGAGUAUCUUUCCAAGCUAGAAGUGCUAGUUGGUGAAGAAGAAGCUAAUGAUAUUUUAAAAAAUAGCCUAUUUUUGGUGGUUGCUGGUAGUGAUGAUCUUGCAAAUACAUAUUUCACUGCUGGAGUUCGAUUAAAGAAGGAUGUAAACUCAUAUACUGAUCUCAUGGUGGCCAAAGCUUCUGAAUUUGUCCAAGAAUUGUACAAUUUAGGAGCAAGAAAAAUUGGGAUAUUUGGAAUUCCACCAAUAGGAUGUGUGCCAUCACAAAGAACACUAGCUGGUGGGCCUCAUAGAGUGUGUUCUGAAGAAUACAAUGAAGCAGCCCAAUUGGCCAACACAAAAUUCUCUACUGAAAUUCAUUUAUUAUCCAAAAAGUUGGCCCAAUCCAAGCUUGUGUUCUUUGAAAUAUAUAAUCCUCUUCUUGAUCUCAUUGUCAACCCUAAGAAAUAUGGAUUUGAAGAAGUUGAUAAAGGGUGUUGUGGCACAGGAAAAAUAGAAGUGACAGUAUUAUGCAAUAAAUUUAGUGGGACAUGUGAAGAUGAUACAAAAUAUUUAUUUUGGGAUAGUUAUCAUCCAACUGAAAAAGGUUACAAAAUUCUUGUUGAUCAACUCCUCAAUAAAUAUGUCAACCAAUUCUUCUAAA